AUGUAUUACGCUGCGUUAAGUUUCCUUACUCCAAAUAAAUCUCAUCAUCAGCAGUCACCAGUCGAGCAAACCUGGUCCGGAAAGCUCCCAAUCAGUUAUCAAAAGACAAUGAUUAGUCGGACAAUCCUGGCCAAGGGGAUGUUUCCGGGCAGCGUGUUCUCUCGGGACACCGCCACAUAUCAGAACACAUUGGACUCACGACCAGGUUAUGUUCCCCAGAAAAUCACAUUCAUAGCCAAGAUGAAAAAGCUCAAAAAGCUGCCUCAACAUGCCGAAUUUUUAUCGAUCAUUGGAAUUUAG
Molecule: messenger RNA, 300 nt
Organism: Puccinia graminis f. sp. tritici CRL 75-36-700-3
Lineage: Eukaryota; Fungi; Basidiomycota; Pucciniomycetes; Pucciniales; Pucciniaceae
Exons: 1
Coding region: 1-300 (99 amino acids)
Source: RefSeq, a predicted model, not a curated record